GUCAGAGUUGAAGCUUCUGUGGAACUUUCUGUACUGGCCAGUGAGGCAAAUGGGAAGUGGAGUGGGAACAACACUGAAGUGGGACCCAGGACCUGGGCUCCAGCUCCGGGUCUCCUUCUUAGUGUUUCCCUGUUUCCUCACCAAGAAGCAAUAGCCCAGAGCUUUCCCAAGGACACAACAAGGGGCUACGUGAUAGAGGCAUUUACUAUAAAGCAGGCUUUAUUCCUUGACUUGUUAAUGAUUCAUUAGCAGAAAGAGAAUCUGGUGACUGAUGACAUAUGUACAAAAGUAUGAAACAAUUUCCUUCCUCUUUUCGAAGUUCAUCUCCUAACCCUCAUUGGACUCUGGCCCAGAUCUGAGACGACUUUGAAGACCCAAAUGUUUCAGAAUGUAUAUCCUCGAGGCCGAUGGCUGUUUCAACCACUGACACUUUUGCUGGUGUUGGCUUCUGCAGAAAGGCAAACUGAUCUCCCAAAGGCUGUGGUGAGACGCGAGCCCCCAUGGAUCCAGGUGCUCCAGGGAGACCUCGUGACACUGACAUGCGAGGGGGCCCGCAGCCCUGGGAACCACUCCACCCAGUGGCUCCACAGCGGGAGCCCCAUCCCCGCCGAGGUCCAUCCCAGCUACAGGUUCACAGCCGAGAAAAAUGACAGGGGAGAGUACCGGUGCCAGAUGGGCGGGACCAGCCUUAGCGACCCUGUGCAUCUGGACGUGAUUGCGGACUGGCUGCUGCUCCAGACCUCCCAACCAGUGUUCCAGGAGGGGGACGACAUUGUGCUGCGGUGUCACAGCUGGAAUGACAGGCCUUUGGGAAAGGUCACAUUCUACCACAAUGGAAUAGCCAAGAAAUUUUUCAAUUUCAAUAGCAAUUUCUCUCUCCCACGAGCAAACCACAAUCACAGUGGUGAUUACCACUGCACAGGACAUAUAGGAAUGACACCCCACAAAUCACAGCCUGUGACCAUCACUGUCCAAGAAGGUCCUGAAAUUCCGAUUCCAUCCAUCUCUCCUCCUUGGUACCAAGUCAUUUUCUGCCUCGUGAUGGGAUUGCUGUUCUCAGUGGACACAGGGCUGUAUUUCUCUGUGCAGAGAGACCUUCGAAGCUCAAUGACAGAUUGCAAGAAUGAAGUCAGAUGGUACAAGGACAUUCGGGACAAAUGACUUCUCAUCCUAUGGCAUAAUGGCAGUGACAGCUACAUCCCAUAGCCCACACUUUGCUUUCUCCUGUAGCUCCUUCUUGAAAGUCACCUUGGCUAAAGAAUCAUCUUUUUUUAGUCACUUCUUUGCUCAAGCUAUUAAAUAGCUUCCCCGUGGGCAGGUGAUGUAGCUCAGUGGUGCUGCGCCUGCCUGGCAAGUGCAAAGUCGAGUUUGAUCCCCGGUACUGGAAAAAACAAAAUAACUUCCCCUUGUACUCAGAGUAAAAGCUAAAGCCUUUGCAGUGUACUGCAAGAUGCUAAUGUGAUCUUGCUCCUCAUUCUUUCUCUAAUCUCAUUUCCUUCUGCUUUGCCAUGCUUAUUCUUGGUUACUCUUGUCCUUUUUUAGACACAUGCAUUGUGCUUCAGCACAGCUUUUGCUGUUUCCUGUUUCAGGAAUGUUAUUUCUUACAGAUACCUAUGUCAUGCUUCAUCAUGACUGUUAUAGUUCGAAUUCAUUUUGAAGCUUGGUCCUCAGUGCCGAAGUGUUGGAGUAGGUUAGCUAUCAUGAAAAUUUGGCUAUUUUCUCUCUUCCCAGUGCCAUGCUUGCCCUUGCACAUUUCUGUUGGGCAUGGAGCACAUGAGGCUUUCAUCAGAAGCCAAGCUGAUGUGGCCACCUGAUCUUGGACUAGUCUCCAGAGCUGUGACCUAAAGAAACCGCUUUUCUUUACAAAUCACUGAGUCUCAGGUGUUUUGUUACAGCAACAGAAAUUAGACCAAGACAAUACCAUUUAGAUCUUUACUCAAAUGUCCCCUUAUCAGUGGGUUCUCUUUGAUCAUUUAGUAUAAUUCUAUUCAUCAUACUUCUAAUUCUCCCCACCUGUUUUAUUUUUUUUACAUUAUACUUAUCACCAAUCGAUGUGCUUACUGUAUGCUUACUUGUUUAUUGUUUGGCACUCCCCCAUUUGAAUAUGAGCUCCAAGAGAGGCCUUUGUCUAUUUUAUUCACUAUAUGCUUAAGGCCUGGUUCAGUGUCUGUCCAUGAUAUUGGAUUCAAUAUUUGUGGAAUUAAUAAAUUCUUAAAAGUUUGAAAUCAGAGUCCUUUUGAACCUGGAAAAUCCUCUUCUUUUUUUUUUCUUGGUACUGGGGAUCAAACUUGGGACCUUGCACUUGAGAGGCAAGCAGCAGAACCACUGAGCUAACUCCCUGGCCUGAACCUGGAAAAAUCCUUAGAAACAAGGCCAUUCACUCUCCUUAUUUUAAAACCAAAGAAGCUGUAGCCCAGAUAGGUGAAAUGACUUGAUUUAAAACAUACAGAUAAUAGGGCUAGGGAUAUAGCUCAGUGGUGUUGUGCCUGCUGGCAAGUACAAAGUCCUGAGUUCAAUACCCGGUACCAAAAACAAAAACCAAAAAGACACCCCCCAAAAACCAAACAUACCAAUAAGAUGUAUUCUGGAAAGUUACAAAUGCCCUAUGAUGAAUGUGAUCAAUAUGUGUAACAAAUACGUACUAGUAAAAAGGACAAAUAUGUACUAAUAAAAAGAAUAAAGUUUAAAAAUAUGG
Messenger RNA from Heterocephalus glaber (naked mole-rat), 2695 nucleotides. RefSeq names its product Fc gamma receptor IIa (gene Fcgr2a). Gene Ontology annotation, cellular component: external side of plasma membrane. Gene Ontology annotation, molecular function: IgG binding; IgG receptor activity. The record is from RefSeq and is a predicted model, not a curated record. Gene Ontology annotation, biological process: antibody-dependent cellular cytotoxicity; positive regulation of phagocytosis; cell surface receptor signaling pathway. NCBI's taxonomy places the organism in Eukaryota, Metazoa, Chordata, Mammalia, Rodentia, Bathyergidae.